This is a messenger RNA of Meloidogyne enterolobii, 234 nucleotides long. The record is from the annotation of a GenBank genome assembly. Lineage: Eukaryota; Metazoa; Nematoda; Chromadorea; Rhabditida; Meloidogynidae.
GUAAUUAAAAUGUCAUUUUCGCGUGGCCCACAUACAUUUCAAGUAUCUACUAAAUUAUUUGAAUUAAAUAGACAACGUUUAGUGAAUGAAUUAUUAAAAAAUGUUGACCAAAAUAUUAAAGGAAAUUAUGUCCUAUUAGAAGGUGGUUGUGAAAAUACUCGUUAUAAUACUGAUGCGGAUGAAAUUGCUUUUAGACAGGUUAAAAUCGUAGCAGUUCAGUUCCCGUCCCUAUAA